UUCAGAGAAUUCACUUUAGAAGGAAAACUACAGUCAUACUGAAUAAGUUGCAGAGUCCAAAAAGAUUUUUUAUCUGGAGACUGGACAUGCCAGGAUUAUAUGAGAAGCUAAUGCUCGUGGCAGCAGUGGUUCUAGCUGUCUUGAACGUCGGGAGGUCGUCCCCAGUGGUGGGACCAGGGCCUAUCCGUUGCGCACCCUGUACCCAGGAGAAACUGAACCAUUGUCCUGCCAUUCCAGGAGACUGCAAGCAGGUGCUAAGGGAGCCUGGCUGUGGCUGCUGCAUGGCCUGUGCUCUGGAGAAAGGAGCAUCUUGUGGGGUUCACACAGCCCACUGUGGUGAAGGUCUCCGAUGCACUCCCAGACCCGGUGAGGCCAGGCCUCUACAUGCUCUGACCAGAGGACAGGGGGUCUGCACUGAAGACCUGGGCCAAGAUGAAGUUGAUGGAGUCCCUGACCACAGUUCCCUGCACUACCUGUUGGGGCUCAACCUCCCAUUGGACCACCAAGACACUGCUGAAGGCCAGGAGAGUAUCAAGGCCAAAGUCAAUGCCAUCCGUAACAAACUGGUACAACAGGGUCCUUGUCACAUUGAACUGCAUGCAGCACUGGACAUGAUAGCCAGCUCCCAGCAGAAACUAGGAGAGAAGUUCACAACUUUCUACCUCCCCAACUGUGAUAAGCACGGCUUCUACAAGGCCAAGCAGUGUGAGUCAUCUCUGGUUGGACCGCCUGCUCGCUGCUGGUGUGUCUCUUCCUGGAAUGGGAAGAAGAUCCCGGGCUCAAGUGACCUCCUUGGUGACUCAGAGUGUCAUCAAGAAGUCACUCACUGAAUGAUGGACUCAUAAAUACACUUGCACCCCCCCACCCCCACCCCACACACACACACGUGUGUAAGAAGAAAACAUAAAA
Scomber scombrus (Atlantic mackerel) is the source of this 909-nucleotide messenger RNA. RefSeq names its product insulin-like growth factor-binding protein 1. The transcript has 4 exons. NCBI's taxonomy places the organism in Eukaryota, Metazoa, Chordata, Actinopteri, Scombriformes, Scombridae. Gene Ontology annotation, molecular function: insulin-like growth factor II binding; insulin-like growth factor I binding. Gene Ontology annotation, biological process: regulation of insulin-like growth factor receptor signaling pathway. The record is from RefSeq and is a predicted model, not a curated record. Gene Ontology annotation, cellular component: extracellular region. Bases 87 to 830 code for a protein of 247 amino acids.